This is a messenger RNA of Solanum verrucosum, 1246 nucleotides long. RefSeq lists its product as uncharacterized. Bases 244 to 1008 code for a protein of 254 amino acids. The record is from RefSeq and is a predicted model, not a curated record. NCBI's taxonomy places the organism in Eukaryota, Viridiplantae, Streptophyta, Magnoliopsida, Solanales, Solanaceae. The transcript has a single exon.
CACCCCCACCCACCCUGACACCUUCACCGCGUUCGCAAUUUCUUCUCUAUAAUCCCUUAACACUGACGCCAAACCCUUCUCCUUCUCACUGUCCCCACUCCCAUCUUCUUCUACAAUAUAUUUUCUUCCAUUUUCCGCCAUUGAUUUCAACCAAGAAACCUCAAUAACCAAAUCCUACCAAGUUUCAACAAAGUUGUUGUUCUUCUUCUUGUUGUUGAUUCAGUUCUUCGAUCUCUGAAAACCAUGUUGGUAACACGAACCAAAUCAAAGAUUUGGAAUCACAACACCAAUUCCCCCAAAUUCUCCUGUCCUUCUUUCAAAGAUAUUCAAACCCUUUUCUCUGACGAUUCAAAUUGCAAUUCACCCAUCCCCAACAAAAAACCCAAUAUCUUCCAUCGUGUACGCCGUGUUAGCGCUGUUCUUCGUGCUCUAUCAGUCCGACCCGGACCCGAUUUGCCCCUCAAAACCCUCCUCCCUCAACCCGAAUCAAAUCUCAAGGAGACCCGUAAAUCGGAGCCGUUGAUUCAAAUCCCAGGAGCUGAGAAAAAGAUAGUGAUCUACUUCACAAGUCUGAGAGUAAUUCGUUCUACAUUUGACGAUUGCAAAGCUGUUCGAACGAUUCUGCGUAGCUUCCGGGUUUCGAUCGACGAACGAGAUGUGUCCAUGGAUUCUGGGUUUAUGGAAGAGCUAAAGACGAUAUUGGGUAUCCGUGAAAAGACGAAACCGUCCUUGCCGAGAGUUUUCAUCGGCGGGAGGUACAUUGGUGGUGCGGAGGAGAUUCGGCAGCUACAUGAAGCAGGUGAGCUGAAGAAGUACGUUGAAGGGCUGAUUCCGGCGGAUUUAAGCACGUGUGAAGUGUGUGGCGGCCAUAGAUUUAUCCUCUGUGACGAGUGCAAUGGUAGCCACAAGUAUUAUAGCGAGAAAGGUGGAUUCAGAACUUGUACGUCUUGUAAUGAGAAUGGUUUGAUCAGGUGCCCAUCUUGUUACUAUGCCCCAAUUACACUAUGAUUAGAUUAGCAAGCUCUAUAACUAUAUUUUAGGCUAGUCAGAAAGUAUAAGCUGAAAAUGAAGAUGAAAACUUUAUACACUUCAUUUUCUUCUUCUUUUUAAUCUUCCAUUAGCAGCUUUUUGUAUGAUUAAUCUCACUUUCUCUUCUUCUUUUUUUCCCCUUUUUGGUGGAGGUAGAGGGAAUUGGUGCAUUGGGGUGUGUUUAUAUGCUAAGAAAGCAGUUUGAUUAGAUGCAAAA